Molecule: messenger RNA, 480 nt
Organism: Symbiodinium pilosum
Lineage: Eukaryota; Dinophyceae; Suessiales; Symbiodiniaceae
Source: the annotation of a GenBank genome assembly
AUGUAUUAUGCAAGUGGAAACGGAAGCGACCAAGGCGAAUUUCCGCAAGUGCAAUCCUUGCUUGGGGGAGCUUGUGAUUUGCCACCUUUUGAUGCUCACAACCAGGCCCACGACAAGUCUGACAUGCCGCCCUUGUCCGCCGAGCAUUUGCAGGACACAAAUGGCUCCUUUGCUGCGCAGCAAGCGGACAUUGACGUGGCAAUGCAUGAUGACCUUAUGCACAAUGGUCCCGACCACGCCAAUGUGGAGGUGCAGGAUGACCGCACAGCAGAGAUCGGUCAAAUCAUUCUGGAUUGCCUGCAGCGUGAUGGCCACAGCACUGAGUUCGAGAAGUUGGUCCCGCCUGGAGAAGCUGAACGAGCCACAGCAGCACUGACGUUCACAGCAUUGCUGGCUUUGGCAAGUGCUGGAGACCUGUAUGUGCAACAGACUCAGCCGUUUGGCACAAUCGUGGUGGCUGAGCGGAGCUUUUGCAUUUAG